Messenger RNA from Ilyonectria robusta, 156 nucleotides. RefSeq lists its product as uncharacterized. The record is from RefSeq and is a predicted model, not a curated record. Gene Ontology annotation, molecular function: oxidoreductase activity, acting on paired donors, with incorporation or reduction of molecular oxygen; iron ion binding; monooxygenase activity. The transcript has a single exon. The annotation marks the transcript as partial. NCBI's taxonomy places the organism in Eukaryota, Fungi, Ascomycota, Sordariomycetes, Hypocreales, Nectriaceae.
GCUUAUGCAGAAAUGCGACUCAUCCUGGCAAGAAUCAUCUGGAACUUUGACCUAGAGCUAGUUGAGGAGAGCAAAAACUGGAUGAAGGAUCAGCACAUGUUCAUUUUGUGGGAGAAAGGACCGCUGAUGGUGCGGCUUAAGAACGCUCGCCAAUAA